Molecule: messenger RNA, 744 nt
Organism: Pisolithus orientalis
Lineage: Eukaryota; Fungi; Basidiomycota; Agaricomycetes; Boletales; Pisolithaceae
Exons: 5
Coding region: 1-744 (247 amino acids)
Source: RefSeq, a predicted model, not a curated record
AUGGCAAACUCCUGGGAGACUGCUAAAAGCUCUGAAUGUGACAAUGGGAUUGGCACCAGCAAUGGGGAUCUAGCCAGUGGUAUCAAUGUGGAGCUGAAUGAUGCAGGAGUGUCUGAAAGACUGACUGGUGGGGACUGGAAUGGUGGGGGUGACCCCCAAGGUGGCUCAUGCAAUGGCAUACCUGGGGCAACAGGCAGUGGUGAUUUGUCCCAUGCCAGCUCAAGUAACAGGGUGCUGUCAGAGAGGUGUGUUGAUAUGGAGUCCCAAGGAGGCUCAACCAAUGGGCUGCUAGAGGAGGGAGAUGGUGCCAAUGACUCCCAUGCUGGCUCUAUCAAGGGUGAUCUGGGCAAACCAGCAGACUGGAAGGAGGGUUCCAUUCUGGUUCAUCACUGGACCAGUGAAUUCACCACACUGCUCAAGCACCCACCACCUGCACACCAAAGCUUUACCAACAACAUCCAGCUGGUCAUCACCACUGAAAAUGCCAAGCAGAUGGUCAAGGAGGCUGCCAGGGUUACAAUGCAGGCACUGAGAGGACUUUGGGGCUGGGACACUAAGCACUGGGGCAAAGCAGCUCAGCUUGUGUGGGCCCAGCUGGGAAUGGUCCAAAUGGUUGUUGAACAUCUACCCCUGGCAUUCAAGAUCCCUCCACAUCUUAUUGCUAUCGAUAUGCACAUGGUUGACCCAGCAACAAUCUUUGCCAUGCAGAUGUGGCCACCUUUCAACCAGAUGAUGAUGGCCUGA